AAUCCAUAUUAGAGUUUCCCUUUCCUAUAUCCAACACGUGGGCUUCUCCUACAUGUUAGAAGUGGACCUCCAUGCCCACAUCUUCCUCUAUAUAUAUGCUUACCCCCUCUCUCUCCCCUCCCUAUCAAUCACUCACCUACAAACAUUCUUCUCUCUCUUGCUUUCUUUUCUCUCUCUCUCUCUCCCUAUCUAUCUUCUCAAGCCAACUAUAACUCAAGAACUCUAACACACACACACACACACACACACACUCACCCCUACUCUUUCUUUCAGUGCCAAAAUAGGGAGCCAUGGCCACUUCAACUUCUACUACAACUUCAUUGGUUAAGCCCAAACUUUAUGCUCCGUCAAAAGGUGAGCUGGGCUCUUGUACAAACUCAUUCCCUUUGAGCCAGCCCAAUAAACUACCACCAACCAUAAAAUGCUCUCUCCAAGCUCCCACACUUCAUUUCCCCAAGCAAUCCACCACCACCACAUAUCAAACACCUUCUUCCACUACAAUUGCCGCCCCACAAACUAGCAUCACCAAGUCGAAUUCCCCCGCUUCUCCAUCCAAACCUCAAUGGAACAUCAUUCAGAAGGCGGCGGCAAUGGCCCUGGAGGCAAUUGAGACUGCGUUGACGGCGCAUGAGCUUGACCACCCUCUGCCGAAAACAGCUGACCCCAGAGUCCAAAUUGCUGGGAACUUCUCUCCGGUGCCUGAGCAGCCUGUCAAGCACAAACUUCCUGUCACCGGAAAAAUCCCGGAUUCCAUUCAAGGGGUGUAUGUGAGGAAUGGAGCGAAUCCGCUCUUCGAGCCUGUCGCCGGCCACCACUUCUUCGACGGCGAUGGCAUGAUUCAUGCCGUGCAAUUCAAAGACGGCUCAGCGAGCUAUGCUUGUCGGUUCACGGAGACGCAAAGGCUCAUCCAGGAACGGGCUUUAGGCCGGCCCAUUUUCCCCAAAGCCAUUGGCGAGCUACACGGCCAUUCCGGCAUAGCGAGAUUGCUCCUUUUCUAUGCUCGUGGGCUGUUCAAGCUGGUCGAUCACGGCCAGGGCACUGGAGUGGCUAACGCCGGAUUAGUGUAUUUCAACAACCGGUUAUUAGCCAUGUCGGAGGAUGACUUGCCUUACCACGUGCGAGUGACUCCCAACGGCGACUUGAAAACUGUAGAAAGAUACAAUUUCAACGGGCAGCUGAAGUCCACCAUGAUUGCUCACCCAAAGCUCGACCCGGUCUCCGGGGAGCUAUUUGCCCUGAGCUACGAUGUCAUCCAGAAGCCUUACCUGAAAUACUUCAGGUUUUCAAGAAACGGGGAGAAGUCAGCUGACAUAGAAAUCCCAGUUUCUGGACCAACAAUGAUGCAUGAUUUCGCCAUCACCAAGAAGUUCGUCAUCGUGCCUGAUCAGCAAGUGGUGUUCAAGAUGUCGGAAAUGAUCAGGGGAGGAUCUCCGGUGGUGUAUGACAAGAAUAAACUCUCCAGGUUCGGGGUAUUGGACAAGUACGCAGAGGAUGCUACAAAGAUGAAGUGGGUGGAAGUUCCUGAUUGCUUCUGCUUCCACCUCUGGAAUGCGUGGGAGGAGCCGGAGACUGACGAAAUCGUGGUCGUCGGGUCAUGUAUGACUCCACCUGACUCCAUUUUCAACGAAUGCGACGAGGGACUGAAGAGCAUUUUAUCAGAAAUCAGGCUCAAUUUGAAGACGGGCAAGUCCACCAGAAGGCCCAUCAUGUCUGAUGAAGAUCAAGUCAAUUUAGAGGCGGGGAUGGUGAACAGAAACUGGCUCGGAAGGAAAACCCGAUACGCAUACUUGGCGAUCGCAGAGCCGUGGCCUAAAGUCUCCGGUUUUGCUAAAGUUGAUCUCUUCACAGGUGAAGUGAAUAAAUUCUUCUAUGGGGAAGAGAAAUACGGCGGGGAACCCCUGUUUCUGCCGACAGACCCCAACUCCGGAGCAGAAGACGAUGGCUACAUUCUGGCCUUCGUGCAUGACGAGAAGGCCUGGAAAUCAGAGCUGCAAAUAGUUAAUGCCAAGACUAUGAGCCUGGAGGCUUCUGUCAAACUCCCUUCAAGAGUUCCAUAUGGCUUUCACGGCACAUUCAUCAGCGCCAAAGACUUGGCAAAUCAGGCCUGAUUCUGGUUACCGAUCCAUGUUUCACGGCGGAGAAUUGCCUGAGGGAUGGUUGGAGAUACGUCCCCGGAGUCUCGAAGCCGUUUCCAAGAAGAGCCCCCCUUCUUAAUUCAUAUGGGGUUCUAUAAAUUCCAAUGCAUUUCUCUUUCUUUGGUUUGUUUCUUGAACAUUUUGAUGUGGGAGGUUUUAGGUGGAGCAGCUUGUAGCUUUUGGCUGUAGGUAGAAUGGAAGCUCAGCUGGUUUCUGCUUAUUCUUUCACAUAGUGUGUGUGUAUUCAGACAGUAUACAUAGCAUACGUAUAGGUUUACAGGACAAUACAGUUUAAUAAUGUUCUGUGAAUACAUUAUAUAUACAGGUCUUUUUGUCUUUCCAUGUUA
Molecule: messenger RNA, 2482 nt
Organism: Sesamum indicum (sesame)
Lineage: Eukaryota; Viridiplantae; Streptophyta; Magnoliopsida; Lamiales; Pedaliaceae
Product: 9-cis-epoxycarotenoid dioxygenase NCED1, chloroplastic
Biological process (GO): carotene catabolic process
Cellular component (GO): chloroplast stroma
Molecular function (GO): carotenoid dioxygenase activity
Source: RefSeq, a predicted model, not a curated record